Messenger RNA from Meloidogyne enterolobii, 369 nucleotides. Lineage: Eukaryota; Metazoa; Nematoda; Chromadorea; Rhabditida; Meloidogynidae. The record is from the annotation of a GenBank genome assembly.
AUGGAAGAAUGUGCUGAAGAAAUGUAUGGAAAUUUUAGAAAAUUAUUCCAAAUUAUUUUUAAUUAUUUAAGAAUGACUGAACGCAAUGUUUGCGGUGUUCUGUGUACUGACAUUAACGGGGCGUUGUUUGUUGCUAAAGGGACUUUGGCAUCGCCUGACUGUGCUGGUGUAAUUUCUCAACUGGCUAAUAGAGCUGCUUCUCAAGAACCGAGUUUACGGUCACUGGCUGUUUUAUUGUCUGUUCCUUCAAAUUCACCUACGGCAUCUUCCGCUUCUCUGACAAAAAAUAAAUCUGUCGCCAAUCAAGAAUCAAAAUUGCUUAUCAGAUCAAAUGGGGUGAUUACAAUUGCAAUUCAUUUGUCUAAAUAA